AUGUUACGUCAACCUAAUUACAUUUAUGGGCCAAAUACGGCUACUGUACCAGCUACAAUUAAUUUUGGUGAAUACAUGUUGCAACAAUUGUCGAAGUUUAAGGAUAAUACGGCUUUGAUAAAUGCCGCUACAGAAGAACGUCUAACGUACUCAGAAAUAUUGCAACAAUCAAUGAAUUUCGCCAUCUCCCUCACUCGUAUGGGUGUUAGAAAGGGAGACACGAUUGGUCUGAUCUCCGAGAAUAGGUUUGAAUUCUGGGGGGUGGUUAUAGGGGCGGCUUGCGCGGGCGCAGUUGUGUCACCUAUUAGCGUAGGAUAUGUUAAAGGUGAACUUCUGCACGUUACGAACAUAUCGAAACCAAAAUACAUAGUCUGUUCGCCGUCACUUUACAAAACACACGCAAAAACGAUAGCAACAAUGAAAUUCGUCAAAAAAGUUAUCUUGUUCGGUGGUGAAAAGCAAAAUGGGACGCUGUCAUACAAUGAUAUGGUUUUAGAGAGCAAUGGUUGUAUUAAAAAUGUGAAGUACGAGGAGUUCCGAUGUGUAGAAGUUGCCGGUCAGACUGAUACGAUGUUUGUCAUGUAUUCUUCUGGGACGACCGGGCUGCCUAAAGGAGUGAUGAUCACACAUUUGAAUAUACUGACUUUAAUAUGUUCACGCAGUGUCGCCGACCCAUCGACAGCAUUAAUCUCCUUGUCUCCUUGGUUUCAUGCUAUGGGUUUUGCAGGGUGCCUAAACGGCUUAUCAAACGGUGUAUGCUUUAUCUUCCUGGCUAAAUUCGAAAUCGACCUAUACCUGCGAACUAUUGAGAAGUAUAAGGUAGCUCAAAUAACAGUGGUCCCGCCGAUCCUAGUAGCUAUCUGUAAGGACCAGACCAAGAAAUAUGACCUCAGUUCUGUGCGGUUCGUUAUAUCUGGAGCUGCACCAUUACGAAAAGACAUCAUCGCUGCAGCACAUGUAAAAUUCCCCAACCUCGUGAUGGUGAUGCAAGGCUAUGGAGCCACGGAGUUGACGCUAGGAGUCCUAGGUUUCUUCCCAGACAGUCUAAAACUUGACAAGAUCGGCAGUGUAGGUGUCAUUGUGCCUAAUACUGUGUUAAAGGUAGCAGAUAUAGAAACAGGCAAAGCACUAGGACCUUAUCAGCGUGGAGAACUAUGCGUAAAAGGAGAAAUGCUGAUGAAAGGAUACCUCGGCAGGGAGAAAGGUGAUGAACUGGACGACGAGGGCUUCUACAAGACUGGAGACAUUGCAUACUAUGAUGAUGACGGCUACUUCUUUAUAGUGGAUCGACAGAAGGAGCUUAUCAAGUAUAAAGGGUAUCAGGUACCACCGGCAGAGUUAGAAGGAGUCUUACUGCACCACGAAGGUAUCAGAGAUGCAGCAGUGAUAGGAGUGGAAGACAAAGCUGCAGGGGAGCUGCCUCUAGCAUUUGUGGUGCGGCAGCCAGGGUCCAACGUCACGGAGAAGGAGGUCAAAGACUUUGUGGCCGAGAGGUUAUCGAACCCGAAACAUUUGCGCGGUGGAGUACGGUUUGUAGAAGAAAUACCAAAGACACCCAGCGGGAAGAUUAUGAGAGCGAAAUUGAAGAAAAUGUUGAAUUCUAAGACUAAGAGUAAAUUAUAA
Spodoptera littoralis (African cotton leafworm) is the source of this 1623-nucleotide messenger RNA. NCBI's taxonomy places the organism in Eukaryota, Metazoa, Arthropoda, Insecta, Lepidoptera, Noctuidae. The record is from the annotation of a GenBank genome assembly.